This is a messenger RNA of Cladocopium goreaui, 1176 nucleotides long. The record is from the annotation of a GenBank genome assembly. Lineage: Eukaryota; Dinophyceae; Suessiales; Symbiodiniaceae.
AUGAAAGGAAGCUGGCCGCAGCCAGGAGGUGCUCUCAAGGCUGCCAAUGAUGGCAUCAAAUCAAAGAUGUGCAGCUUCUGGGAAGACCGAGGAUUUUGUGCAAAAGGCUCCACGUGUUCCUUUGCUCACGGAGCUCAAGAACUUGGAACGCCCGUAGCAUCCGUAGCUCCAUCUGGUCCAUCUGGAGAUGCUGGGAAUGGUGGGCUUUGGAAAACAAAGUCGUGUAAGUUCUUUGACCUGGGAACCUGUCAGAAGGGUUCCAACUGCAACUUUGCGCACGGAGAUCAUGAGCCAGACUUUGCUGGCAGCAAGGCCGAUUCCUGGCUACGUCGCCUGCGAAGCAUCCCCUGGGGUCAGGGCAAAGUGAAGGUGUUUGGCAAGCAGUAUGAGGAGCCCAGGUUGACGUGCUACUUUGGGGACAAGGAGUACACAUACUCUGGACGCACGGUCAAGCCGUUGCCUUGGUCACGCGCAACAAUUCUUCAGGAGAUUAAGAAACGCGUGGAGCAAACCACGGGUGAGACGUUCAACUCCGUCCUUUGCAACAGAUACAGGAAUGGUAGUGAUACAGUUGGAUGGCAUGCUGAUAAUGAAUCGAUUUAUGGUCCAAAGCCGACCAUUGCAUCAGUGACCCUUGGUGCUGAGAGAGACUUUGACUUGCGGGAAGGCAAGGGCGGCACGGGAGCUGGCAGGCUUCGCAUCCGCCUAGCUCAUGGGAGUUUGUUGGUCAUGUCGGGUGCCACCCAAGACCGUUGGCAGCACUCCCUCCCUCGUCGCACAACGGUGAAGGAUGAACGCAUCAACUUGACCUUUCGACGUGUUGUCUAAAAGUGCGGCCGAACAGAGCCAGGCGGUUCCUGAAAGCAAAACGCCGCCAUUCUUUUGAUCACUGGCAUGCGCUUUCACAUUUCUGUACAUUUUUGGGGAUCACGGCCUGGGUAUGCUCAGAGGGCAUGUUCAGGCCAUGUUGGUUUUGUGUCUGAUUGAGCUUGUAAGAGUUGCGUAGGAUGGCAUGUACUGUUGGCGUUGCAAAGGGCCGUUUUACGUUGAGCCUUCAGCUACAAGGACAGCUCAUUGCUACUGCAGACUGUUGGGCCGUGACCAGUAACUCGGUACAGAAGCAAGGAUUGACUGGAUUGAAUUGUCAACCGGUUGUGCGUGCCAUUUGAGUGCGGC